ACCUCUCAGAAUGCCAAUCUUCUUGAAUCGACUUCUUCGUCUCAGUAUCACGACAGGACCUUCCAGCCUUGCGGUAUCCCUCGAACAUCGGAACCUUUGCAACCCGUCUCUGCUCUUUCCUCUAUGCUGAGUGCCCUCCACUCGCAGCACAUUCCUCGAUCACAUCCUUCCUCACAACCCCCAUUCGACCUUGACAGCCACUGGGCGGACGGAAGGAUGCGAAUGAAUCCUCACGAUUUCCAUUCCAUCUCCUACCUCGCGCUCUCCUCAAUAUGGGUCCGGCGCGGCCUUGUCACUCGGCACCGCUUCACCGAAGCCGCGGUUUUCGCUCGCCAGGUCGCGCCGGGUCGGCCCAUCUCGCCCGGACUCGAACUAGAGGUGGUGCGCUUCAUGGGCGAGAAGCUGCAACGCGACCGACAUAGUCCGGGGAACCUGGGGGUCCCAUCCUAUUUAUACGAGAUGCACGGAGUGGGAGACCCAUGGUCCUUCGGCGCUGGGCCUGGCAGCAUCCAAAACUCCCCACUGUACCCCAUUUCCCGUUUUCCGCGUGCCCUAGAAGCAUUUCUGGCGCUGUCGGACAUUUCCGGAGAGGGGGAGAUGAACGCUGUGGGACGAGGACUGGCACGGUUCAUCGUGGACAAGCUGACCGCCGUGGUCCGCGGCGAGCGAACCAACGAAGCGAUCAUGCUCUGGUGCAUCGGCAUCGUCGAGGCGCAAUGCCCACCCAAGGUGAAACUGCGCGCGCUCAUGCGCGUCGUCGACAUCGCGACGUCGUUGCGGUUGUUUCCCAACCCGGGGGCGUCCAUGAUGGCGGGAGCCUUUGGACCGUUCGCCGAUGUCUACGACUUCUUUAUGGAUUCGAUGGAGCUGGCGAUGGAGACGCUCGAAGCGGCACGGUUGGGCCGUUUGCCUUUCUCGAUGCUGGGUGGACCGACCAUGUCGAUGGGCGCCUUCCCUCGCGCGAGUCCUCAUUUUCGGAUGUCAUUGGAGGUGGAGCCGAGUCCGGCAUUGGGCCCACCGAGUCCACAUCUACACGGAGUCGGGCCGGUGGCGCUGCCCAGGAAUUUGAUGUCCGGUGGUCCCAAGCAGCUCUUGAUGAGGCAUGAGGAUGACAUUGAGGAUCUGCAGGAACGCGUGGAUAUACUUUCGGGUCGGCUGGGCUUAAUAACAGGAGGGGAUUUUUUCUCCCUGCGUUAGGAAUGGUUUGGGUUUGGGUGUCAACACGGGGGUUGCCUGUCUUUUAGAUCGCUGAGAAGAGGUUGCGAUCGUGUGGAGGGAUAUAACAGCGGCGUUGGGCAUUGUUUAUGCAGGGUCUCCGCGAUGUUUGGAAACAAGAUUUAGCUUUCUGUUGAGUUUGUACUGUUUUAGACCAGUAUAAGUACA
This is a messenger RNA of Eremomyces bilateralis CBS 781.70, 1383 nucleotides long. RefSeq lists its product as uncharacterized. The transcript has a single exon. Bases 124 to 1197 code for a protein of 357 amino acids. NCBI's taxonomy places the organism in Eukaryota, Fungi, Ascomycota, Dothideomycetes, Eremomycetales, Eremomycetaceae. The record is from RefSeq and is a predicted model, not a curated record.